Plasmodium malariae is the source of this 1869-nucleotide messenger RNA. RefSeq names its product protoporphyrinogen oxidase, putative (gene PPO). Gene Ontology annotation, molecular function: protoporphyrinogen oxidase activity, oxygen as acceptor. Gene Ontology annotation, biological process: porphyrin-containing compound biosynthetic process. The transcript has a single exon. NCBI's taxonomy places the organism in Eukaryota, Apicomplexa, Aconoidasida, Haemosporida, Plasmodiidae. Bases 1 to 1869 code for a protein of 622 amino acids. The record is from RefSeq and is a predicted model, not a curated record.
AUGCACGAAACGAACGAAAGCGAAACGAAUGGGUUGUCUAAGGACGAGGUGUACGAUGUUGUUAUCGUAGGAGGAGGACUCUUCAGCUGUUGUUUGUACUAUUUUUUAAAAGUUAAAAAUGGAAAGCUUAAAAUUUUGAUAAUUGAAAAAGAAGAGAAAUUAGGGGGGUACAUAAAGACACAUAAAUAUAGUAAAGAUAAUACGGAAUUUUUGUAUGAGUUAGGACCAAAUUUAUUUAAAUUAAGUGAAGAGAGUUAUAAUUUACUUAAGCAGUUGAAAUUACUUAGUGAUAUUAGAAUAUUAGACAAAAAACUUAUUCGUUAUAUUUAUUAUAAUAAUAAUUUAUAUCCGUUACAUUUUAAUAUCAUUGGAUAUUUUAUUUUUCCCUUAAUCAAAUUUUCGAAUAAAAUAAAAUUUAUUUUUAAAUUACUUUUUAGAAAGUAUAAGAAUGUGAAUCUAUAUGACUAUGAUAUAUCUGUAGAAAAUUAUAUGAAAGAAAACUUUGACUUACAGCAUUAUAAUUUUUUACUUUUACCUUUGAUUUAUGGAUCAUGUGCUGGUAAGGGUAACAUUUCUGCUAUGUCGUUUUUCUUAAGAAAUUUGAAGCUUCUUAAGAACAGUAGUAGCACGUUGCGCAUUUGGCGUAACAGGGGAACUAGUGAGAGUUGUAGUUCUCCUCGUGGUGAUAAUAGUAGUAGUUGUUGUACUACUACACAAGGAAAGAAAGAGGGUGAUAUGUUUUCCCCCAUAUACAGUUUACUUAACAUGAUUAAUAGCAAAACGACACUAAUUCAUUACGUAAAAAAUAAUAUAUUAAAGGGAUAUAAAUACUCGAAUUAUAAUAAAUACUUACUGAUAAACAAGACGAACAACUACAAAGAUGUUCCUUCAUCCUAUAUUGAGCGAUAUUUUAAAACUAUUAAAAAAAUUUACGUUUUCGUAAAAUACCUGUCGUGUAAAUAUUUUCCUCUGUUUGGUAACCAAACUGGGAAAAAGGAGGGGUGGAAGGAGGGGAAGGAAUCGAAAGGGGAAAACGAAGUGGAAAGGGUGAAAGACGCGGAAGGGGCGAACGAAGCCAAGAAAAGGGUUGUUGGAAAACUUAUAUCCCUAAAGAGUGGACUCUACGAAUUGAUUAAUGCAUUAAGUAGUUAUAUAAAUAAAAAAUACGUGUUUACAAAUCAAGAAGUUGAUCUAAUUAACAGGAUGAAUGAGAAAUUAUGGAUGUGUAGUGUAAGAAAGCAAAGCGAAACUCAAGUGAUAUAUGCAAAGAAUGUUAUUUUGACAGUUAAUUCUAAAAUAUGCUCCCAUAUAUUGAGAACUAUUUUACCAUGUAAUAUUCGGAAAAAUUUGUUCAACAUUUCGUACUCAAAUAUUAUUUGUGUAACUUUAUAUUUUAAUAAGAAAGAUUUAAAUAUACCGAAAAACUUUUUUGGCUUUUUAUCCUCUGAUAAAAAAACUCACGUGUUAGGUUGCUUUUAUAUCAAUAACAUGUUCAAAGAAAGGUGUAGUGAUGAUAAUAUAGCAUUAUUAACAUUAUAUAUUGGUGGUCAGAACAAUGCUAAAGAUAUUUACUUGGAAAAAGAGGAAUUAACACAAAUAAUUUUAAAAGAUUUAAGACAAAUAUUUAAAAUAUAUAACAAUGCACAUCCAACUAUUUUAAAAGUAAAAAAGUGGUAUGAUGCAAUACCUUUUUAUUCGAAUAAUUAUGAAAAAGAUCUGAAAAGUUUUUUGGAUGAAUUGUAUAAACCGCAAUAUAAGAACUUGUUUGUCGAUUCGGGAUGGGUAACAGGAACGUCCAUAUCAGAUAGAAUUGCAUCAGCAAAGGACUUGUCAGACUUUAUGAUACUGAAAAAUCUUAGCAAGCCUUGA